AUGCUUCAUGUAAUCGUACCGUCAGACGCGCUCUCGUGCCGUCCGUUGCGCAGCCUACGCAGCACACCCGUCGCCGUCGCGGAUCGUAACAACGGACGAGGAUGCGACGUGUCGAACCUUCAUCAGUCCCCCCCUCUCUCAUUCUCCACGUCAGCGUAUUUAACCGCUCUACCUUUCAGUCGUCGGACUUCCCGUCAUGUGCUCCCAGUUCUUUCCUCCUCCAUCGUAGCCGUUCCUCUCCCAGUGUCAGGCUUGUCACCUUUAUCCAUACUUCGAGCUCCCACCGCCUCACUUACUGGUUUGACCACGUCCGUCCGCGGUCUCCUAACCUCGGGAUUCCAUCCCUCGUCGAAAUCCCGCCGAGAUGAGCGGAGGCUGGGGAUCGCGCCAAGGGGGGACGCGUGGCGGGUGCGCGCGCAGGGUAUUGCGGGGGAUGCGGGGACGAAUGUAGCGGCGAUAGUUGAGGUAGAGGCGGAGCCGGAGGGGUGCGAGGGGGUUGGCGGAGCGGAAGGGGAGAAGGCGGAGAAGCUUCAGUAUGUGCCCCUGCACACGCACAGCGACUUUAGCCUUUUGGACGGAGCCAGCCAGCUGAAGGGACUGGUGGCACGCGCCAAGGAGCUCAACAUGCCCGGCAUUGCGCUCACUGACCAUGGCGUGAUGUACGGUGUGCUGCAGCUGGUGCGCAUGUGCGAGGCGGAGGGCUUAAAGCCCGUGAUCGGCAACGAGAUGUACCUCGUGCAUGACCAGGGCGCUCCCGCUGCUCUGCUGCAGGCCGCACGGGCCCUCAGGGAGGAGAAGGAGCUGGGAGAACAGGGGGAGCAGGGGGAGCAGGGGGGUCAAGGGGAGAUGAGGGAGGAGAGGGAGGAGAGCGGGAUGGGGAAUGGGAUGGGAGCGGCGGAGGGGGAGGGGGGUGUGGGAGGUGGAGGUGGAGGACAGGUGGUGUUGGAAAGAGUGGGGGAGGUGGGUGGUGCUGUAAAGGGGAGUGGUAGUGGAGAGGGGGAAGUGGGGCAAGGAGUAGGGGGUGAGGUCGCAGAGGGGCUGGCUGGGGAAGAGCAGGCAGGGGAGGCGGAGGCAGUUGGGGCAGGGAAGGCAGUUAAAGCACCCCCAGUCAAAAGGUACCACCUGACAGUGCUGGCCAAGGACAUGGAGGGGUACCGGAACCUGGUGCAGCUCACGUCCCUCUCGCACCUGCAUGGCAUGGUGGGCAACGGGGCAAGAGGGCGCCCGUGCAUCACAAGGGAGCUGUUGGCGCAUCACAGAAAGGGGCUCGUCGUGCUGAGUGGAUGCAUGUCAGGAGAGGUGCCGCGUGCCAUCAUGGCGGAUCGCAUGGACGAGGCUCGCAGCACAGUUGACUGGUACCAGUCAGUGUUUGGUUCAGACUACUACCUAGAGGUGAUGGACCACGGGCGCAUUGACUUUGUCAGCGGCUACGAUGUCAACGCCAAGAUCAACCGUGCACUGCUGCACCUGUCCCAGCAGACGGGCGUGCCCCUGGUGGCCACCAACGACUCUCACUUCACCCGGGCUGCCGACCACAGGGCGCACCAAACACUCGUCUCUGUCAAGGCAGGGAAGAAUCUUGUCCAAGCAUAUACGGGACAAGAGUACGUGAAGUCGCCAGAGGAAAUGCUGGAGAGUUUGCAGAGGACUCUCCCUGAGGAUCAAGCUUUGGAAGCCCUUCAGAACUCCCUGCGCAUUGCUGAUAAGGUGGUCUCCUACUCCGCCGACCUCUUCUCGUCCAAGCCCAAGCUGCCCACCUUUGACGUGCCUCCUGGCCACACCGACGCUUCGUGGCUUGAGUCUCCUCGCCCCUCCCCGCCCCUCCCCGCCCCUCCCCGCCCCUCCCCGCCCCUCCCCACCCCUCCCCGCCCUUCCCUGCCCUUCCCCGCCCUUCCCCGCCCCUCCCCACCCCUCCUCGCCCGUCCCCACCCCUCCUGCCCCUCACAUCUGGAGCAGAUAGUGGCGGACAUCAUUCAGUUUGCUCGCAGGAACGACAUUCCUGUGGGCCCGGGCAGAGGGUCAGCAGCGGGAUCCCUGGUGGCAUACGCGCUGGAGAUCAUUUCCAUUGAUCCCAUCGAGCAUGGUGCGUGA
Molecule: messenger RNA, 2091 nt
Organism: Closterium sp. Naga37s-1
Lineage: Eukaryota; Viridiplantae; Streptophyta; Zygnematophyceae; Desmidiales; Closteriaceae
Source: the annotation of a GenBank genome assembly